Messenger RNA from Archocentrus centrarchus (flier cichlid), 3343 nucleotides. RefSeq names its product short transient receptor potential channel 2-like. The record is from RefSeq and is a predicted model, not a curated record. Gene Ontology annotation, biological process: single fertilization; calcium ion transmembrane transport; regulation of cytosolic calcium ion concentration. Lineage: Eukaryota; Metazoa; Chordata; Actinopteri; Cichliformes; Cichlidae. Bases 7 to 3096 code for a protein of 1029 amino acids. The transcript has 13 exons. Gene Ontology annotation, cellular component: cation channel complex; plasma membrane. Gene Ontology annotation, molecular function: store-operated calcium channel activity; inositol 1,4,5 trisphosphate binding.
UCUGGAAUGGAAAACCUAUCGCCAGAGCAAUGGCGCGAGAUUCUGAACAAGAAGAUGCGGUUCCCUCCAGAGCUUCUCAGUGCCAUCAAGGAAGGGAGAACAGAUCUGCUGUGUGUCCUGUUGAAGACGGGUGAUGGUAUCACCCGCCAGCUGGAUGAAUCUGAGGAUCGCCAGUGGAGGGAGGCCCUGAACCUCUGCAUCCGCUUAGGCAACGAGGAUGCUAUGGACGCCCUCCUGCAGGGAGUCAAGUUUGACUUCCGGCAGAUCCACGAGGCUCUGUUAGUCGCCGUGGACACCAACCAGCCUAUAGUGGUGAAGCGUCUCCUGGACCGCCUGGAUCAGGAGAAAGGCAACAAGAUGGAUGUACGAUCCUUCUCCCAGGCCAUCUUUGAUCGCUCUGUUGACAACUCUCAGUUUGCCCCCGGUGUGACCCCUCUGACCUUAGCCUGCCAGAAAGAUCUGUACGACAUUGUCACCAUGCUCACCCAGAAAGGCCACAUCAUCCCCUGGCCACAUAAGGUCUCCUGUGCUUGUCUGGAGUGUUCUAAUGGCCGGCAGUAUGACCUGCUGAAGUUCUCCCUGUCUCGCAUCAAUACUUAUCGUGGAAUCGCCAGCCGUGCCUACCUGUCCAUCACCUCGGAAGAUGCCAUGCUCAGCGCCUUCAGUCUCAGCAGAGAACUCCGCAAACUUUCCCGAAAAGAGCCAGAGUUCAAGCCUCAGUACCUGAGCCUGGAGGAGAUCUGUCAGGAGUUUGCCGUGGAGUUACUGGGCAUGUGCCGCAACCAGAGUGAGGUAACCACUAUUUUGAACAGCUGUGGAAAUGAGAGCCAGGAUUUCUUAGAUGAGCAGGCCUUUGAGGAAGGAAUACCCACCCUGUCACGCCUGCGACUUGCAGUCAACUACAACCAGAAGCAGUUUGUGGCACACCCGAUCUGCCAGCAGGUUCUGUCAUCUAUCUGGUGUGGGAACCUGGAAGGCUGGAGAGGUAGCAGAACAGCCUGGAAGCUUUUUGUCUCUGUGGCAAUCUUUUUCACUAUGCCCCUUCUGUGCCUUAUAUACUGGAUUGCACCAAAAUCAAAGCUAGGAAAGAUGGUAAGAAUUCCCGUGAUCAAGUUUCUUCUACACUCUGCGUCCUACCUGUGGUUUCUCAUCACUUUACUUGGGGAAUCAAUAACCAUGGAGAUGUAUAGAGACAAAUUUGCUUCUCGGCAGCAGAACCUUCUGCACAACUCCUUCCACAUGGUGUGGGUGGUUGGAUUCUUCUGGUAUGAGUGUAAGGAAGUGUGGAUCGAGGGCCUCCGGAGUUACUUCCUAGACUGGUGGAACUUCUUGGACAUAAUGGUGCUCAGCAUGUACUUGGCAUCCUUUGCGUUACGUGUGCUCAUCGUGCUCAAAGGUUACUUCCUCUGCCAUGAUCAUAAUGCCACAGAGGAGUGCAACUACUUCACCCAGACAGUGCGUGACAACUGGCAUCAGGAAGACCCUCAGCUGAUUGCUGAGGUGCUUUUUGCAGUGACCAGCAUGUUGAGUUUCACACGACUGGCAUAUAUCCUGCCAGCCCAUGAAUCUCUGGGAACACUACAGAUCUCCAUAGGGAAGAUGAUUGAUGAUAUGAUGAGAUUUAUGUUCAUACUGAUGAUCAUUGGAACAGCGUUCCUUUGUGGCAUCAACAAUGUCUAUGUUCCUUAUGUCAUUUCUCCACAUCUUGGCAGGUUCAAUGAGACCUUCCAGUUCUUAUUCUUGACCAUGUUUGGCAAUGCCAACCAGGAUUAUGUGGACAUGCCACAGUUUGUGUUGGCAGAAUUUGUAGGAAGGAUUCUGUAUGGUAUCUUCACUCUUCUCAUUGUCAUUGUCCUUCUCAACAUGCUUAUUGCUAUGAUAACCAACUCCUUUCAGAAAAUUGAGGAUGAUGCAGAUGUCGAGUGGAAAUUUGCCAGGUCAAAGCUGUACCUCAGUUACUUCAGAGAGGGCCUCACCAUGCCUGUGCCUUUCAACAUCAUCCCCUCACCUAAAGCCAUUUUUUAUAUCCUAAGGGGUAUCUUUCGGCGAAUCUUCUGCUGCUUCAUUUGUUCUUCUGAGCAAAAAUAUCCCCCCAUAGCUUCUAUGUCCAAUGAUAAGGAAUCUGAAGAUGGCCAGUUAUCUUACCGGCAGCAGGUGAUCAGGGCACUGGUGCAGCGCUACAUUGAGUCAGCUCGCAGGGAGUUUGAGGAGACCAAGAGGAAAGAUAUUGGAAAUCGAAUCACUGAGCUGAGCAAAGUGGUCAUCAGGAUGCACAAUGAUAUGAAAAUCACCCAUCAAUAUGUGAUGGAUGAUGGAGACAGUACAAGUGAUGCACCGACCAAGCAUGGCUCCUCUGUACUGGGAAAAUACAUCAUUGGUGCCAAGAACAAUUUCAGAGGUUUUAACAGCAGACAAGAUGACAAAAAUGCAUCUCUUAAGGUGAUAGUGCACAGCAAAGAGGAAGAGGUGGAGAAAGAAAAGCUUGAUUCAGAAGCACAGAUGGAAUCAGACAUACAACAGAAUCAGGUGGGGGAAUUUAAAGAAGAGGGGUCGAAGCAGGUUACAGACUGUGAUGUAGUGAAAAUGGAGGAAGGCCAAGCUCAAGUUGAGCAAGAGGAAAAUAAGGAAAUCGAGGCAGAAGAGCAGGAGGAAGCUGACAAAAAUGCAAGUAGUAUAAAUGAAGUGAAACAGGAGAAGACAGAAGGAAGCAGUUUUACCAUUAAAAUUGAGGCCACAGAUGAAGAGGCAGAAAAAAUAAGCGAAGGGGAGAUAAACACAGAGGAACCGGUGACUGAGGAACACCCCAAAGUAACCUUUGCACAUGCCGAGAGCAUCAAAGUAAGCGACAAAAAGAUAGAAACAAAAAAAAUACUCAGCAAAUUUGAAGAAAUUGAGCUGCAAGAAAAAAAAGCAGCACAACCAAGCUGGAUGAAGGAUAGAAAGCCUGAGCAUAAUGUAGCAGAGAAACCUCAUGAUGGGAAAAGCAAUGAAAAACCUGAAGCCAAGAAAAUUAUUCCCUCACCUACAGGAAGCAGCAGCUCCCACGACACGGGCUUUGGUUCCCAAGAAGAGGAAGGAUUGACGGCUUGCCAAUGAGUGACUUUUGAGGUGACCUUGCUAACUUACAGGAUAUACAGGAUAUUUUGCAUUGUCUAAAAAAAAAUUCGAUUUCAUGCAUUAAUCUUUAGAUUGUCAAACAUUAGUCAUAUUGUGAGGUUAAGAAUGAAAACUGCAAACUUCUGAGGCUUGCUAGCAAUGCUUUUGGGCUUCUCAUACCUUAGAAAAUCCCUUAUUGCUAUUUCAAAAGCUCCUCGAAAUGUGGUGCAGGCUAAACAAAGUAUAG